AUGGAGUCCACUGAACAAAAUGCAUUCCUGUUCUCUGCAAAUUCUUCUGCAGCCUUGACGGUAGGCCCAGAAGAGAAGUUGGUUCUGAUGUCCCGCCUCCAGCAUCCCAUUUUGCGCAACAUUGCCUCUUCGAAAGAGGAUAUGAGUGCCCGGCAACGUUGUGUCAACCUGUUACAAACAACUGUCCAGGAUAUCAUGUCCACCGACAGACCCUGCGACGAGGACGACGAUUUGGUUGCCGCAACUAUAGACUCUGCUCUGCACUCAGAGAUGCCGUCGCCUUUGACUAACCCAAAUACUAGAAGGCCCUCUCUGAAACGAGGCUCAGAGGCUUUUGAUACACUCUCCUCUUAUUCUGUGUGCCGCAAGCUCAAAUCGCAAAGUGCCAUGUUACAAAACCUUUGUCUGGCCAGCGAUGGCGCAUCAUGUAAAGUAUUUUGGGAUCUUUGGGACGAGGUUUUCGUUAUUCUUGCUGAAAACGUGCCGCUGGCCAAACUCAAAAGCGCGCACGAGGGACGGAUGUUCACUCCAAACAACGACGCGGCCAGUUACAUUGAGUCAGACACCGCACUUCGCCCAUCUAAAUACCAGUGCGGGUCUAUGUCAGAAGAAUGCUUCCCAUCGCGUGCGGCAUCAAUUUCGAGCAGCAUCGUGAGUGUGCAAGCAGAGCCCGUUUCGCCACCUAUUGCCUAUGGAUAUACCCCGUCUUUCGCUGCUGGCUUCCAAGACUUUGAGACAUUUGAGUUCGAGUCUGACCACGGCGGAUGUAAAGAUCUCCGCCAACAGCUUCUCGCCAUGGACGACAGCUCUCUGUUGCCUAGGUUCGACAACAACCACCUCUGA
Wickerhamiella sorbophila is the source of this 843-nucleotide messenger RNA. RefSeq lists its product as hypothetical. The record is from RefSeq and is a predicted model, not a curated record. The transcript has a single exon. The coding region runs from base 1 to 843 and encodes 280 amino acids. Lineage: Eukaryota; Fungi; Ascomycota; Dipodascomycetes; Dipodascales; Trichomonascaceae.